GCGGGUCGUACCUAUAUUGUAUUUAUUUUCUUUAAUUUUAUUUUGCCGGUACAAGAAAUUUGUUUUUGUGUUUUUUAAAAUAAUUUAUAUUUGUAAUAAUUUAUGUAGACAUUUUGUUGAAUUUCUGUUGAUUGUUUUUGAGAAACCUGAAAUAUCCAUUAGGCAUUCAAUCUUCAAUGUUAACAAAAUGUUGGGCGACGACCAUUUGGGACUGAAAGUUGGAAAAACUGCUCUGACUUGGAUUUUAGGACAAACUAACGUUUGGUAUAUGUUGUACCAUUUUGCCCAUAAAGCCAGCAAAGAGAAUAGUUUCACCCAAAUCCAAUCGGACGUUUCCAUAUUGGACGAUUUGUUCAGUUUGGGCGGCGAAAGUGAACAGCAACAUAGUGACUUGGAGGAAUUCAGUAGAUAUUUACGAAACAAUAUUAGAGGUAAGAGUUUUAAAAAAAAAUCUGAUUAUAGAGACGAUGCAGUUUUAAAAACUUACUUCAACUGA
This is a messenger RNA of Ceutorhynchus assimilis (cabbage seed weevil), 496 nucleotides long. The record is from the annotation of a GenBank genome assembly. NCBI's taxonomy places the organism in Eukaryota, Metazoa, Arthropoda, Insecta, Coleoptera, Curculionidae.